Molecule: messenger RNA, 2738 nt
Organism: [Torrubiella] hemipterigena
Lineage: Eukaryota; Fungi; Ascomycota; Sordariomycetes; Hypocreales; Clavicipitaceae
Source: the annotation of a GenBank genome assembly
GGAACGGUCUUGUUAGAAGGGCGAACAGACAAUGACAAGAUGAUUAGGACGAACCUUUUCUGCUUUGGGAGGUGGAGGUGGAGUAUAUACUCUUGCUCCAACGAGGAGCGAUUCUAAUGUGGCGGUUGAUUUCGUAGAGGACUGGAGCUGCUUCCAGAGACGAAGGACCUGGGCAUGUGAAAUGGGGUUUCCAACAGCACAGUUGGCAAGAGUUGGCUCUGUGUCCUGCUGUAGUUGGGUGGCUUGGGAGCCGAGAGUAUUCAACCCGUCGACAAUAGACGGUGUCAUGGUGAGGAGAACCAUGAUGCUGCGUCCGUCCGUCUAGUCUUCUUGGUGAUGGUUGAUGUGGUCGCAAGGGUGGUUUUCGGUGCUAGGUGUUUGGAGGGAGUUAUACGUCGGGCAGUAAUUCACCAGUAAUGUGCACUAAAGAAAACCACUACUGCAUAUAUUCUUCCGUAUAUAAAAUUAUUUAUUUUCUUUGUAGUAGUGGUGGUGAUGAUGAUGAUGCCAGCUCUUCUCAGAGCACGUGUGGAAUCGCCAAAUGGCUGCCUGCCAACCAAAUCAGGUACGUGGUGCGCUGGCCAAUGAGCGUGCGUUGCGGCGACGGGGAGCGGAUUCCGGGCUGCUCCGCAGGUCGCGGUUGCGCUGAAAUCAGCAGCGCAGCGAAAAGCGAGCUAGCAAAAAGUUUAGCUUUCUGCCGCAUCCAACAACUUCCGCCCCAAGCAACCGCCUAGUUUGCACCGCCGCGGGCAUUCGACUCCUCUGAAUUUCCAUCACCGGCGGCAUCAAUUCCACCAUCUCGAUCGAUUUCUGAUUUUUAUUUUCUUCGCUCCCGCAUCGCCUCGCCCGACAAACUCUCCCUUCUCCCAUCAUGAGCCUCCGUUCAGGGUCAGUCGUCCUCCGCGACGCCAUGUCCGGAAGAGCCGCAACUAUGCACUCUUCGUGCCGAUUGUGCAGACUGGAAUACGCUGCAGCAUCACCAACUCGACUGCAGCAGCAGCAGCGAGCGACGAUACAUUAUUCCUCGAGGAGAGACUCCGCCUGGGCCGCCGCUGUCCAGGUCGCCUCCAACAUGGUGGGCAACGUGGUCAAGCAGGCCUCCAAGGACGGCAUGCACAUUGACCCCUUGCGAACUGUGGCCAAGGAGAUGAAGUUUCUUACUGGCAACAUUCGCAAACUGCUGGGCUCUGGACACCCGGCCCUUGACAGAGUCGCCAAGUACUACACCCAGGCCGAGGGCAAGCACAUUCGCCCGCUCAUUGUUCUGCUCAUGAGCAGAGCCACCCACUUGUGCCCCAAAACACCCUUUCCCGAGCCUACGCAGAGCCUGCGAGGCAUUGACACUUCCAUUUCUCCCGCACAGAUCCUCGCCGACGUUAACCCCUCCCAGCGGCCGCUCACAGCCAGGGAGCCCGAGCUUGCCGACGGCAGCCUCGAUAUCCUGCCCAGCCAGCGCCGCCUGGCCGAAAUCACAGAGCUGAUUCACACAGCCUCGUUACUCCACGACGAUGUCAUUGACCACUCCGUCUCCAGACGAGGCUCUCCCUCGGCCAACCUCGAAUUCGGUAACAAGAUGGCCGUCUUAGCCGGCGACUUUUUGCUCGGCCGUGCCUCUGUUGCGCUGGCUAGACUGCGCAACGCUGAAGUUGUUGAGCUGCUCGCCACCGUCAUUGCCAACCUUGUCGAGGGCGAGUUCAUGCAGCUGAAGAACACGGAGAGGGAUGAGAAGAAUCCUCAGUGGUCUGAGGAGACGCUCAGCUACUACUUGCAAAAGACAUAUCUCAAGACGGCCAGUCUCAUCUCCAAGUCGUGCAGAGCCGCCGCGCUGCUGGGCAAUGCGGACAACGCCACCGUCGAGGCAGCCUACUCUUACGGCCGCAAUCUUGGCCUGGCCUUCCAGCUCGUGGACGACAUGCUCGACUACACGCGCUCGGCAAAGGACCUUGGCAAGCCUGCUGGUGCUGAUCUUGAGCUCGGCCUUGCUACUGCUCCUCUUUUGUUUGCCUGGAAGCAGAUGCCCGAGCUUGGUGCCCUGGUUGGCCGCAAGUUUGAGCGCGAGGGUGACGUUGAACGUGCCCGUGAUCUUGUUCUCCAGAGCGACGGCAUUGAGCAAACCCGUGCUCUCGCCCACGACUACUCCGAUAAGGCUAUUGCCGCACUAGCCGACUUCCCCGCGAGCGAAGCCAAGGACGGCCUCAUCGAGAUGGCCCAAAAGACGAUUCAGCGCCAAAAGUAAACACUCUACUCAAAGCCAAUAUCCUCCUCCCCUUUUGUAUAAAUACUGUAUUUUUUUCGUCAAAAAACAACAAACAACAGAAUGGAAAUGGAACCUUCGCGUGCCCUCGGCGACAGACCGAACAGAGCGGACUGUUACCCGCACGACCGUGACAGGUAACAGUGAAAGGAACGCGAUAGCUGCUGCGAGAAAAAGAGAAGAAAAUAAGUGAGAAAUAACGGAACGACACAAUUUCUUUCUUCUAGAAAAGUAAGGGAUCUUUUGUUUUUAUGGAUUGCGCAUAUAGAGCGGUUAGACGGUGACUGGAAGGCGAUUUGGGUUUACUUGACGGCACGGCGUAAUGUCCGGUUGGUGUUUGGAUAUGUGCCUACUGAAUUUCAGUGUGGUGCUGUCGAUCCAUCAUUGUAUCACGUAUAAUUUACAAAGUCUUUGAUCAUUUCCAAAAACAAACGGAGUCUGUUCUUGUGAUGUCUUGGCCGGUAUGCUUGAAGCUACCCGUGAU